AUGACCGACAAAGUCCCCAAAAACAUCCGCCCUCUGAACCGCUUCAUCACAACUCACGAUGAAGCCGGUAAAGCCAUCUUUUCCACAACUCUCUCCGAAACAAUGCCCGUCAAGAGAAUAACCGAUGGAGCCGAUUUCAGCCUAGCCUAUACCACCUCUGAAUUCCCAGCUCAACUGAGCAACGAAGCCGACGUUACCAAUUAUCAAAGCUACCUAUCCGAUCCACCGGGCAUUGUCGUAUCCGGUGGCACAGUGUGCCGAAUCGUGGAUAUGCAGCCUGGUGUGACAAGCCCAAUGCAUCGAACCGUCUCGUUGGACUACGGUGUUGUACUGGAGGGCGAGGUCGAGCUUGUGUUGGACUCUGGUGAAGUGAGACUUCUUAAGAGAGGGGAUGUUGCUGUACAGCGUGGAACCAAUCAUGCUUGGCGCAAUGUCACGCCUGAUGCUGUUGUUGAUGGCGUUAGUGUUCCUCAGUGGGCGCGUAUGAUGUAUGUGCUUCAACCUUCUGGUGAGAUAUUAGUGGAGGGGAAGCCUUUGAAGGAGGUUGUUGAUGGUAUUGGGGUUCGAGCGAGUACAUAA
Penicillium salamii is the source of this 579-nucleotide messenger RNA. NCBI's taxonomy places the organism in Eukaryota, Fungi, Ascomycota, Eurotiomycetes, Eurotiales, Aspergillaceae. The record is from the annotation of a GenBank genome assembly.